Messenger RNA from Drosophila bipectinata, 1804 nucleotides. RefSeq names its product lysophosphatidylserine lipase ABHD12-like. Lineage: Eukaryota; Metazoa; Arthropoda; Insecta; Diptera; Drosophilidae. The record is from RefSeq and is a predicted model, not a curated record. Gene Ontology annotation, molecular function: phosphatidylcholine lysophospholipase A1 activity; monoacylglycerol lipase activity. Gene Ontology annotation, cellular component: endoplasmic reticulum membrane. Gene Ontology annotation, biological process: phosphatidylserine catabolic process; monoacylglycerol catabolic process.
UGGUUCCGAUUGUUAUCGAUAGUCAACAACACUGACAGCUGUUAACACAGAAAGUAUUAAAAUUCCAAAUUCAAUAGAAAUCCGCAUUGAUUGCUCAUAAAAAGAGGACAAGUGGGGUUUUGGGAAAAAGUUGAGGGGUUUUGUUGCCCAAACAGGUGGAGGAAAUAUUGCUGACUGUUGCUGGCAAGUGUUUGAGCGCUGUGACGAUGGAUUAGAUUGCUUCCCCGACUGCAUUUCACCGGACAGUUCAACUCUUGCAGUUAUGCUCUUCACGCGUCGGCGACAACUCAAGAGCUCUGCACAAAAAAUAAGAGAUAUAUCGCACAAAUUUGAUCAAAAUCAGUGUUAAUUCGCUUUAGAAAAAAAAACCCCGAUUAUCGCUAAACGGAAGUAAACUAAACACGAUUACAAAAUGUACGAGCUCCAUAGUUGUCUAAGAUCCGUUUUCUUUGCCACAGUCAUUCCCGGAACGAUCGUCCUUAGUUGGCUAACUGGUCUGGUGGGACUACGAUCUCUGCAAGCAUGCCUUGUCAUCUUCUUUUUGAUCUUCGUGCUGUUGCCCCUGAUCUUUCGUUACUCGGUAACGAUGCAGCGCGGCAUCCUCUUCCUUCCAUUCAUCAAGUACCCCAAGGGUCUGGAUCUUACAAGACCUGAAAGCCUCGGUCUAUAUGCCACGCGGAAUUUCUACAUCACCGUAAAGGAUCACGAAACGGACAAGGAUGGUGUUCAACUUGGGGUAUGGCAUGUUUUGCCCCGCCACGCAGUGCGUCGGUUCAGACGCGAACUGCGUGUUGAGGAGGAAGUAGAGCAGGAUGUGGCGCCCGAUGAGCCCUCCCCAGAAAGCGAUCGGCAGCUGAGGGAACUGGCUACGGCAAUUCGGUCAGAAUUUCCUGCAGUUCUUCCAGAGAAUCAGCAGCUUUUCUACGAGCGUUUGCUGCGAAUGCCGGGUGGCACUAUAGUAUUAUACCUUCAUGGUAAUACGGCCUCGCGGGGAAGUGGCCAUCGUUCGGAGGUUUACAAACUCCUGCGCAACUUAAAUUAUCAUGUAUUUACCUUUGACUACAGAGGCUUUGGAGACUCCGAUCCCGUACCGCCAACGGAAGAGGGAGUAGUAAGAGAUGCUCUGAUGGUAUUUGAGUACAUAGCCAAUAUCACCUCUAAUCCUAUCUUCGUGUGGGGCCACUCUUUGGGCACCGGCGUGGCAACGCAUCUGUGCGCUAAGCUGGCUCACCUGCAAGAACGGGGCCCCCGUGGAGUCAUCCUUGAGAGCCCCUUCACCAAUGUCCGCGAUGAGAUCCUUCUACAUCCAUUUGCCCGUCUGUUUAAGAACCUGCCGUGGUUUGACUUUACAAUCUCCAGGCCCAUGUACAACAACAAACUAAGAUUCGAGUCGGAUAUGCAUGUUCAGGAGUUCCGCCAGCCAAUAAUGAUUAUCCACGCUGAGGACGAUGUGGUGGUACCUUUCCAGCUUGGGUACCGCCUAUAUCGAACUGCCUUAGAUACCCGAAGCCGCGCCUGGGGCCCAGUAGAGUUUCAUCGGUUUAGUGCCAUCCAUAGUUACGGCCACAAGUACCUCUGCAGGGCACCGGAGCUGCCCGGACUCAUUCGACAAUUUGCGGAUAGCUACCGCGAUGCGGUAUACUAGACCCUGUCACCAAGAAGAGAGUAUUUCCCUUUCUGUAGAGCUCGUAUUAAUUUAAACUACUAGACGAUCAUUAUAAUUUAAUUUUUUACCGCCGCCACGCUGGCACAUUCGAAAAUUCCACCAUGUACAAGUAAAUUAAAGCUGUCUAGAAACAAUUAA